AUGUAUGCUAACAAUCUUCAAGUAGCAGCUGCAAUCCUACUAUCAGGGAACAGUUUUUUCAAAAUUGAAAAAAUGGCAAGAUUUAUGGGUCUGUCCUUGUUUUCAGAUGCCACAUUCUUCAGGAUGCAGCGAUUAUACCUAAUACCUGUUGUAAAUGAGUGGUGGUCGUGGCAGAGAGAGCAAAUUCUCAAAGAAUUUUUUGAUAAAGAAGUUAUUGUCUGUAGCGAUGGCCAAUGUGACUCGCCUGGCCAUACAGCUAAAAAUUUAUGCUAUUUUCUGAUGGAGUUGGUCAGUGGUUACAUCCUGGAAGUUGAAGUGAAUGACAAAUGUCAUGUAAAUUUGGAAUCAGUGAACAUGGAAAAGAAUGCCCUGCGUAGUGCCCUUCACCGAGUUAGAGGAAUAUUGAACGUAGUUGAAAUUGUUACUGAUGCCUCUUCAACAAUAAAAAAGUUGAUUGGUAAGAUACUGCAAGCAAUAAUUAAACAGGUGUAUCAAUAUUGCUUUACUGAUACACUUGAAUUUUGUUCAUUAUUUUAGUCUUUUUUACUCUGUACUCAUGCAUAAAAAAAGAAAGAAACGUGCAUGAACUUGUUGCCUUAUACUUCAUGGUAUAACUUGCAUUGCCUCCAACAUUGAUUACUGGUAAUUUCUAUUUUAACCAGAAAUGAACAAAUUUUUUGUUUGGUUUUUCUUGUAGCUGAUGAGUUUCAAGGAGUAUUCCACAGUUUGGAUGUUUGGCGUAAGUCAAAGAGUAUAAGGAAGUGCCUGGCAAAGGUAAUAUCAUUCCCCACAAAAACAGUACUUCAUAUGACUCACUCGUCAGAUCUUCUAAAAUCAGAAGAACAGGAUUUUACUGUAGCUUCUAAAACAAAUAUAAGUAGAAAUUAUUGAUGGUUAGAAAAACAGUUAACUCUAUGAUAGUUUAACAAAAAAGGAAACAAAAGCUAGGAAAGAAUACUUAUUACUUGCUGCGGACUUAAUCCAUUUAGGUUGGGAAAUUGAAAGACAUGGACAAGAUACACUUUUGGCACUGUGCAAGCACUUGUAGACCUACUGCAUCAACCAGUGAUGACGAAGCAGUUGAAAUCAUGAAGGUCUGUACAUGUAGCAUUUCUUACCUAAAUGUAUACACCUACUUCAAUUAUGGUUGCUCCCAUGGAUCAUGCAUCAUUUUUAUCUGAUGCAACCUUAAUUGAAAUAGGUGUAUACAUAAACAUUUUCCCAUUCACACCUAUUGAUAUAUACUUAUUACAUGCACUUACAGUAAAUUGUUAAUCAUUAAGAUUUUGGAGAAUCUCAAACAUGAAGCUUCUGUUUUUUAUUAGAAUACAUGGAUUGGACUUUUACGUCACGUGUGUGACGAACAUGACUGGGUUGGAGGCAGAUCUGCCCAUGAUGAGUUAGAAGACCAUACACUCCCAUGGUUUGACCGCAGGGAUAAAGACUUUGAAGCACUUCAAAAGAUUAUUCUGGAACCUCAACUCCUUGCAAGUUUCAAAUCUUAUGUCAGAUUCAGGUAAACUGAAGUGAAAUGGACAGUGUUUGAUGUAGAAUCCAGUAAUGUCAGUGAUGUAUUAGGAAAGUAAUGUUGAUUCAUCCAAUACAAGAUGGAGUCUUCUUAUCAAUGUUACUGACAAAGAAAUUGAUAAAAAUAUGGUGACUGUUCAGUUAACAUAAGAAACUCGGAUGAAGACCACUGGUUUUGUUAUGUGAAACUUGGAAAUAUUGUUGACCCAAGUUGACAGGAAAAUAGGAAAUAACCAUCUGCACAAGUCAUUUUUAAUCAAAUUAUCUGGUUAUCAGCUACAUUUGCAUGUUGCUUUGGAUUUAUUUUUUUGGAGAAAUUAAUGAUGAAUUUAAUGGACCUCAUUGUUUAUUUUCUCUAGGCAUACAGGAAGUAUUGAGUGUGCAAACAAUCUUACCCUGGCAUAUGCAUCAAAAAGAUGUUCAUACAGGUUUGUUACACUUAUGAUGCAAACGUCUUUCUAAAUAAAUGAUGCCAUUCUACAUUCAAUAAUUCUUUUGGCACAUUCAUUCAAUUUGCAGUGAUAAGCACAUUCCUGUUGGUUCAAACAUUUGGGACAUUAAUGACAAUAUCAUCCUGAACCGAUGAAAAUACAGGAUAUUUUGGAGACAGUUUAGUGAUGUUAUAGAAUGUUAAAAAAAAAACAAACAAGCAAGGAAAAACCAAUAAUGUAAAUACACAGUUCUGCUCAUGAAACAUGUUAAGUUUGACUGCUUAUGCAUUGCCCAUAAUAUACUAAAACCUAUCAAAGUAAUAAUAUAUUGUAAUUUCAAAGACUGACGGAGCAAUGCUGUGUUAUUGUUUUAGUUACAAAGUUUACAAAGCCCGGAAACAACUUGCAGCCAUAGACUGGAAUUUUCAUUUGAACCAAGAGCCGGCAACGACAAAGACAGGGGAACAAAUAGUUACCAGAAAAUACAACCAGCGUACAAAGGAAUGGGAUGCUAAAAUUGUGAAAGUCAAGAAGAAUUAUGAGUACAUCCCUGUCAUGAUGGCAAAGAUCCUUCAUCUUAGAAAAGACAAUGUUGACAUUGUCACUAGACAAGUGUCUUUGAACGAGAGUGACCCUGCAUUGUUGGCUCCCACUAUUGCUGACAAACCCGCACCACCCUCAAAGGAACUAUUUAUUGCCCGCAGGAGCAGGGUUAAGACCUCUAGCACUGCAGACCAG
This is a messenger RNA of Porites lobata, 2696 nucleotides long. NCBI's taxonomy places the organism in Eukaryota, Metazoa, Cnidaria, Anthozoa, Scleractinia, Poritidae. The record is from the annotation of a GenBank genome assembly.